GUCUGUAGAGGCGGUAGAGGGUUUCGUUGUUGCUCUUCUGUAUUUUUGUGUAUAAAUUAAACAGUUCAUCAGUUGUUCUUUUAUUUAUCAAUUAGCAUAUACUAUAUACAAACGGAGAUGAGAAAUAUUCUAGCUCUAUUGUGACUAUAGUGAAUCAUCUAGACUGAUCAUUUGUUUUUGUGGUCUCAACACGGUAUUCCUCUCACAGCAGCAAAAUGAGCGGCGUGGAAAGUUGUAAAACUAUUGGAAUUUGGAUGUCGGAGAAGAAAAGCCAGAAAGUGAAUUGGAAGGAACUAAUAAAUGCUUGUACAAAUCACGGAUAUAGUAUUGUAAAGGUGGACCUUGAGAGGCCUUUAGAAGACCAGGGUCACAUCGACGUGCUUCUCCACAAGCUGACAGACAUCAUAGCUGCGGCAGAUCAAGGUGAUUCCAAGGCAUCAGCAGUCAUCAGUAGAGUGGAGCAGUACUUGUCCAAUCAUCCGGAUAUAACUGUCAUUGAUCCUUUGGAUAAUGUUAGGAUAUUGCUCAACAGAUACUGCUACUACUCAAUACUCCAAAACGAGCCGACAUUCCAAAACCAGGGUAUAUUCACACCCACAUUCGCGGAAUUCACCACAAACGACACAGAAAUGAAUGCAGCCAUAAUGAGACAGAGAGGCGUGGUGUUCCCGGUCAUAUGCAAACCUACGAUAGCCCACGGUUCUAAGUCGGCACACGAAAUGGUGGUGAUAUUUAAUGAGAAGGGCCUCAGUGUGUGUAGACCUCCGUGCGUUGUGCAGAGUUUCGUGAACCACAAUGCGGUGCUGCAUAAAGUGUUUUUAAUAGGGAACAGAUACCAUAUUUGCAAACGGCCAAGUUUAAAAAAUUUCUACGCCUCUGAAGAUCUCGAGCCAAUAUUUUACAGUACGGGUGAGGUUUGCAAAGCGGAUAGCCAGUCAACACUUUCAAUCUUAGACCCUCAGGAUAAGGCUGAUAUUAGAAUGACACUAAACGAGGAAAAAAUUAAAAGUGUCAUAAGGGUUCUCAGAAGAGAAAUAGGCUUACUAUUGGCUGGUUUCGAUGUUGUCAUAGACAACGAGACUGGUGACCAUGCAGUCAUAGACAUAAACGUUUAUCCGAGUUACGAUAAUUUUCCCAAUUUUUUCGAUCAUUUAUUAGAUUGUAUAGACGAAACAGUCUAUAGGAAUCGGUUUAGUAAUGGUGAUUCUAGUCAUAGGAUGAAUGGGCUGGUCAAUGUUUGUUCGCUGCAAGAAUGUGUAGAAUUUGAGUAAUUGUUCAAGGGUGAUGAGUGAGGGUAUGUAAAUUUAUGAGAAAUCUUUAGCUAUGCUAGGAUUGGUUUUGGUCUAGCCUUUGGGAUGUGGAGUUGAGACUGUGGACGCUUUGUGUGAAAAGCAGUACCUUUGUCAAAUCACCUAGUAGUCCUGGGACUCUGACUUAGCCAUCGAUGGAUCUUAGUCAGAAGCGGACCCUGGGCUCCUCCCGACCAGGAUAAACGUCAGGAGGAUGAUGAUGGUACGGAAACAUGCCAGUUCUUGCUCGAAAAUAGUGAACAUUUAAAAUUGAUAAUGCGUGCGGGUGCGCUUUGUUUUUUUUUUAGGAAGAUAAUUCAGUAUCUGUUUCUGUUUUUGAAGAAAAGUAACUUAUGCAUUCGCUAUUGCAUUUCAGAAUUUGUUCAUUCCAGUAACUGUUUUUAAUUUAACGUAUUUUUAUACUAAUUUAAUAUGUACUACUAAUUAUAUUAUUUACGUAAAUGUUAUGCUAAUUUUUUUACGAAUGUGUCAAAUAAAGUUUGUUUGCUAACGAUUGGCGUCAAGCAAAUUAAGACGCUGUGAUUAUUGUCCGUUGAGUUCAAUUUCUUUUGAACUUAUUAAUCUUACUCGUACUUUAAAAUAAUAUAUGACAGAUUAAGGGUAUGUAUGGCAACAUAAAUAGCAAUAUUAAACUCAUGUAUUAUGUAGAUAUAUUCAGUAAAUUUAUUUUUGUAUGAUCAAUUAUUGUAAUCUAUUUACGCUAGACUAAUACGACUCACUUAAUAGUUAUUGUUUAGAGAGAUGAGCAAGUGAAACAACUAUAUUUAGUGCCUAUAGAAACUGUUAACGCAAACAAAUAUUUUCUAAAUAUAAACUUUUUGAUGAUAAAAAUAUUGUGGUACUUCAUCUUAUGAAGUAUUUGUUGUACAAUAGACCUAUUAUAUUAACACAUCUGCGACCACCAAUAUUAGUAAUGAGUUAUUUUUUUCAGCAUAUAAUAAAAGCAGUAAGAUAUAAAUG
Messenger RNA from Amyelois transitella, 2270 nucleotides. RefSeq names its product inositol-tetrakisphosphate 1-kinase. Gene Ontology annotation, molecular function: inositol-3,4,5,6-tetrakisphosphate 1-kinase activity; inositol-1,3,4-trisphosphate 5-kinase activity; ATP binding. Gene Ontology annotation, cellular component: cytoplasm. The transcript is spliced from 5 exons. Bases 216 to 1271 code for a protein of 351 amino acids. Gene Ontology annotation, biological process: inositol trisphosphate metabolic process. The record is from RefSeq and is a predicted model, not a curated record. Lineage: Eukaryota; Metazoa; Arthropoda; Insecta; Lepidoptera; Pyralidae.